AAGGAGGAGGUGAUAUCCAUGGGAGCACGGUUCAAACUCUCACUUGGAGCACAGCUUCAGCAGCCUUUCAGCCGCUGCUCUCUCUGCGCUACUUUUCCUCUUAAGCAUAAACUAAAGCAGAUUGAAUAAUGUAUGCUUAAAAUAAUAAUAAUUAUAAUAAUAAUAAUAAUAAUAAAAAUUCUGGAGAUUUUUUUUUCUACCCUUGGACAGAUUUCAGGAGGUGAUUUGAGAACCUGAAGACAUUCUGUAUGAGUGUUACCUGGGCAUUAUGAAAAGGUAUCCAGGCGUCUUUCACUGCUGGGAGAGGAUGCUUGUUUUGUAAAAAAAAAAAAAAAAAAAAAUUGCUUAUAUUUUUUUGGCUUGAUAAAAACUGUAACGCGAUCUGCGACAUUUUGCGCGCUACUUUUAAGACUUUGCAUGACCGAAAUGGAGCGCACCGGAUUAGCUGUUUUAAUGGUUUUAAGUAUUGCUCUCAUGCGGGUUGGUGACGGUCACCAGGAGGCAACAGGUGGGAGGACCGGGGCAAGCCAGGUGGUCCCCGACCAGCAGAUCAGUCAGGGACACUCUCCCAAAGAAGCUCUGGACCUCUCGAAAACACCUACCACCGGCCAGUCGACAACUCUGCACCGCAUGUCCAGGGGAGCGUCAGCAUCCAGAGGUGAAACUGUUCACGCUGCUGGCGCAUCCGGAGAAGACUUCGUCUCAUCGUCGCACGACAGAGCACAGCGCACAGCCAGACACCCGCGAACGAGCAGAGUGAACCGCAGGCAAAGCAGCAAGCCCGGCUCCUCCAGCACAAGACGACUGGCUGGGCCAAAUGUCUGUGGAGGUCAGCAGUGCUGCUCUGGUUGGGCAGUGGCUCCAGGAACCAACCGCUGCAUAAAACCUGACUGCCAGCCCCCCUGUCAGAACCGCGGCUCCUGCAGCCGACCACAUACUUGUGUGUGCCGCUCAGGCUUUCAGGGUCCCCGCUGUGAGGAGGUGGCCCCCGAGCAGGUGUACAUUCGUGAGCGGGGCACUCUGAGGCGCAUUCAGCCAGGCACCAAACCCUUCCAGAGAGACCCACCACAGAGAAGACCCUUGGAGAGGAAGGCCGCAGACACCACCAAGCUCCAGACCCCGCGACCUGUGACCACCAAGCAGCCUGCCCAGACUGUAACCCAAGCAAGACGAGGACCUUCGUACUCCUCGCCUCAGCAGAGCGGGACCUCCCGUACCGUGAAGCGUUAUCCAUCGUCCUCUGAGCCCAUAACCUCCAAUGCUCUGCCCAACGGCAACGGCUUUGCAAACAGCCAUGGCAGUGAGAACAGAAACUGGUACUCCCACAGGAGCAGACAAAGCAACACCCCGUCCCUUAACGGUCAAAGGUCUCCUAGUGACAGCCAUUUGCAGGGACAGUUCAACAAUGUGUUGCAUCCAGCAGGGGCUAAUCUCACCUCCAACCUCGACCGGAUUAAGAUCGUCUUCACACCUAUGCUCUGCCGAAGAGUGUGCAGCGGCGGGCGCUGCUACAACAGCUGUGAGAAGGGAGAUGUUACCACUGUAUACAGCGACAACUCGCAGCAACAGCAGCAGCAACAGCAACAGCAGCAGCAGCAGCAGCAGCAGCAGCAGCAGCAGCAGCAGCAGCAACAACAACAGCCAAAGAACCAAGGCUUCAGACUCUUCUUCUGUCAAAUCCCCUGCAUGAACGGAGGCCGAUGCAUUGGCAGGGACCUGUGUUGGUGCCCAUCGAAUUCAACGGGAAAGUUUUGCCACCUACCAGCACCGCCGCCUCCCAGACCCACUCCUCACAGCCGCAAGGAUGCGAGCCACCAGGCAGCGAAAUCACCUUCCCAUUCCACCUACACUUUGCCACUCUCCAAUCAGCAUGUGUCUCUCCACCCGUCGCUGGUGAACGUCCACAUACAACACCCGCCAGAGGCCGAGGUCCAGGUUCACCAAGUAGCUCGAGUCCAGCCUGGACAGAGACCAGCCACCACAGAUGGGGCUCACUCUGUCCAGCAGCGCUCCCAGCCUGGAAACGGACACGAAUACACGAGUGAACAUAACGGCAGACUCGCACACGGCAAUGGCCACUGGAAUGGCCACGGUACAACUUCCAUCCUCCAGAAUGGACACGUUGGCAGAUGCUUUCAGGAAACAGUAGAUGGACAGUGUGGCAAACCUCUGCCAGGCCUAACCAAACAGGAUGAUUGCUGUGGAAGUGUGGGGGCGUCAUGGGGUUUGAACAAGUGCCAAAAGUGCCCAACCAAACCAGCAUAUGCAGUGAUUGCUAAUGGACAAGUGGAGUGUCCCAAAGGUUUUAAACGAAUGAACAUCACACACUGUCAAGACAUCAAUGAGUGCCUGUUGCCAGGGAUAUGUAAGAACGCUGAAUGUCUCAAUACCAAAGGAAGCUACAGGUGUACUUGUAAGCCAGGUUAUAUGUUGGAUGCUGCCAGAAGCCACUGUGUCUCUGACAAGGCAGUGUCUGACCACAGGGCCUCGUGCUACCGGUCAGUGUCGUCAGGAACAUGCUCUCUGCCUCUUGUCAAUCACAUCACUAAGCAGAUAUGCUGCUGCAGUCGUGUGGGCAAAGCCUGGGGAAAUGGAUGUGAUCGGUGUCCUUUGCCAGGUUCAGACCACUUCAAGGAGAUCUGCCCAGCUGGUCAUGGAUACACGUACUCACGCUCAGAUGUGCAGAUUUCUCUCAGGCAGCUGGAAGAUGAUGAGCUGCAGAGCACAGGAGUGACUCUGGAGGAGCAGGAGCCCGAGUUCCCAUCCUCCCAGCCUUCACGACACAACAACUACCCUCAAAUACUCCAGUACCCCGAGACACCACGAGUACCUCAGUACACUUUGACUUCACAAUAUCCCUCAGAAUCAGGACAAGAAACGGCUAAACUGCAAGACGAUCUGGAAAUUCUGAUGCCGCCGCCUGUUGUGACGGAAUCGCCACCAAAUUAUCCAGAGAGCUCUCCAGACUCCCCUGAUUUCAACAUGAGGCCAGAUUUAAAGGAAACAAGCCCUGGAGUUUCCGUCACUGGCAUUAACAAGUGUGCUACUUCACCAAAUGUAUGUGGGCAUGGAAAAUGUGUUCCUGUGCAGAAUGGAUACACUUGCGACUGUGAUCCAGGGUUCAAGCUCAGUGUAUUGCAGAACAGCUGCAUUGACGUGAACGAGUGUGAAAUGGACCCAUGUGAGGGUAAGGGCCACUGCAUAAACAGCUAUGGCUCCUACACAUGUCAGUGCCACAGCGGCUACAGCCAGGUGAUCACCCAGAACAGGAAAUUCUGUCAAGACAUCAACGAGUGCAGCAUGCCCAACAAGUGCCAGAACGGCCAGUGCGUCAACACUGAGGGAUCUUUCACCUGCGAAUGCAACGACGGCUACUCCAAAUCAUGGCGAGGCCUGUGUGAAGACGUAGAUGAGUGCAGAGAUCACAGCUCCUGUCCCAACGGUAUCUGCGUCAACACUCUUGGCUCCUUCCAGUGCCAGACCUGUGGCCCGGGUUUCAGGCCCAUCGGUGGAAGAUGUGUAGAUAACAAUGAAUGCUUGAACCAAACCACAUGCGGUCGUGGUCGGUGUGUCAACACAGAGGGCUCCUAUACAUGCAACUGUUUCCAAGGCUACAUGCUCUCAUCAAACAAUUUUUGCCAAGAUGUGGAUGAAUGCAUGCUUCCGGGGAUCUGUCUCCAUGGCCGCUGCGUCAAUCUGGACGGCACCCACAAGUGCACCUGUAACCUUGGUUACCGAGUCUCCUCAGACAGCAAGUCGUGUGAAGACGUCAACGAGUGUGAGAGUGGUACAGCGUGCCCAGUGGGGAUUUGUAUCAACACAGCAGGUUCCUACAGUUGCCAGAACUGCGGGCCUGGGUUUGGACCAUCCGCUAAUGGGCUGAGAUGUGAAGACAUUGAUGAGUGUGCACAGGAAGGCAUUUGCUUUGGAGGGGUGUGUGCCAACACAGAGGGAUCCUUCGUUUGCACUCGAUGCAAAGCUGGCUAUAGAGUCUCUGAGGACAGGCAGAGGUGUGAAGAUAUUGAUGAGUGCCAGUACCUGACUACCUGCUCCAAUGGGAUCUGUCUAAACUCAGAAGGGUCUUAUACAUGUGAGAACUGCCCUGAAGGGUAUCAAGUGUCUUUUGAUGGGGAACUCUGUCAAGAUAUCGACGAGUGCCAGGCUGCAGGUGUUUGCCUCGCAGGUGUUUGUGUUAAUACGGAGGGCUCCUUCUCCUGCAUGUCCUGCCAUCCGGGCUUCAGCGUAGCGCCCAACGGCCUCUCGUGUGAAGAUGUGAAUGAAUGUGAGGAUGCAAGCCUGUGUCUGGGAGGCCAGUGCACCAACACCAUCGGCUCUUAUAGCUGCUUGUGCCCAUCUGGACUGGAGUUGGGAGAUGGGACAUCUUGCAGGAACAUCAACGAGUGUUUAACCAUAGUGGGAAUUUGUGGAGAAGGAAGCUGUUUGAAUACGGAGGGUUCCUACAGAUGUAUGUGUCCUGAUGGAUUUACCACCACCGAUGAACAGCGCCCUGGCUGCCAGGAUGUUGAUGAGUGCAGCAGAGAUGACGUGUGCAUUCGAGGACAGUGUCUGAACACUGAGGGUUCUUUCUUAUGCUUGUGCGAAGCCGGCUUCAAGUACAACACUGAUUCAGCUGACUGUGAAGACCAGGAUGAGUGUAAGGAGUUUGGAAGCUCGGUGUGUGGUACCUGGAGCUGCAAGAACACCAUUGGCUCCUAUCAGUGCUUCAUGGAGUGCCAGCCUGACAUGCUUAGCGGAGACUGUGAUAUCGAUGAAUGCAACAAUGAGACCAUCUGUGGGAGCCACGGCUUCUGCGAGAACACAGCCGGCUCCUUCCGAUGCCAUUGUGACCAAGGCUACACCAACCCACCCGGAGAUAUUACCAGAUGUGUUGACCUGAACGAGUGUGAGAUGAGCUCGGCGCUGUGCGGAGAGGCCCUGUGUGAGAACGUUGACGGAAGCUUCCUGUGCAUCUGCCCCAACGACAAUGAGGAAUUUGAUCCCGAAACCAACCAGUGCCGCUCCAUGGCUGUUCCUGACUCUAAGCCGGUGUCUACAUCCACUCACAUCACUGAAGAGAGGAAAGAUUGCUAUUAUAACCUAAAUGAUGUCAACUUGUGCAACAAUGUCUUGUCUCAUAACACCACCAAGCAGGAGUGCUGCUGCACAGCCGGCGCCGGCUGGGGCGACAACUGUGAGAUUCACCCCUGUCCUCCUGUAGGAAGAGACGAUUACAACCAGUUGUGUCCCCAUGGCAACGGAUUAUUAACUUUACCUGGGUCUUCUUUACUGGGUCAUGGAGAAGACCUGCGCUACAAAGAUGCAAAUGAAUGUGAAAUGUUUGGAAGCGAGAUAUGCAAGAAUGGGCAAUGUUCCAAUUUCUUUUCUGGGUAUACCUGCUACUGUCAGUCUGGAUAUUUCUACGACAAAAUCAGGCUUGAGUGUGUGGAUUAUGACGAGUGUGGAUUUGGAAACCCUUGUGAAAACGGAGCGUGUGUGAACACGGCAGGAUCGUUCAACUGUUUCUGCAGUCCUCCGCUAGUCCUGGACGGCACACAGCGCCGCUGCGUCAGUUUCAACACAACAGAAGACAUCAUAGAUUCUGAUCAGGAUGUGCACGUAGAUAUUUGCUGGCGCCGACUCGAGGGGGACAACAUGUGCGCAGAACCGAUUGAGGAGCGCAGAACGACAUACACUGAAUGCUGCUGCCUGUACGGCGUCGCCUGGAGUGGUCAGUGUGCCUUCUGCCCCAGGAAAGACUCUGUUGAUUAUGCUUCGAUGUGCAACCUGCCUCGGACGGAAGGCGCAGACAGCCUUCGAGAGCGGAUAGGAUACGAGUACGGAGUUGAAGAGCCAGAGCUUCCCCCGUACUGGGAUAACUAUGGCGGUGGCAUUCCUGAAAGUGUUCCCAUAUUUACUGACGGUGACUACAGCAACCCGCAACCACCCUUUCGUGUCCCAGUCCUACGUCCAGGUGGGAGCCAACCCCAACCGCUGGAUCGCUACACAGAGCGGCGCUACGACAGCUUUGAGGGUCUCCGAGCGGAGGAGUGUGGGAUCCUGAACGGAUGUGAAAACGGACGCUGCGUUCGUGUUCGAGAGGGCUACACCUGCGACUGCUUCGACGGCUACGAACUUAACCUGGAUAAGAUGGCCUGCAUAGAUAUAAACGAAUGUGAGGACAUCAGUGACAAGGUCCCCCUGUGUCAGAACGGCCAGUGCAUCAACACGGAGGGGUCCUACCAGUGCACCUGCCUGCCCGGCUUCGUGGCCUCUGCCAAGCCACACAAAUGCAUCUCAGCAAUCCCAGAGUCCACACUCAGGGGGGCAGAAAACUGAAAGAGAAACAAACUUUUCCUGCUUCUUAAAACCAUCAUCAUCCCUGUGCUCUGUCCCCCCAGAGAGCCCGGCCGGCACUAAACCUCCAACAGUAACACUGUUCGUCCAAGCUUUUCCCCUUCCCCUCCCACAUGUUCCUGACAGACACAAUCGUACACAAGCUUUCUCUAAUCCCUUCCCCUAUUACACAUUCAAGAGGACCAGGAACUGUGCAUUGAAUGUUUUACACGGGAUUUAUUGUUCACCACAUUUCUGUUUGCCUUAAAGGGAUUGUUUUUGAGACUGAUUCUUUCAUAUAUUCAGUGACCCCAGGCAAAUUGAUCUGCUCAUAUAUUUUCCACGGUAUUUUCUCUGUCAAUUCACUUUUUUUCGAAGUUUGUUAUUUAUUUCAUUGACAUGACGGGCCUCUGAAAGUUUAGAAAGCAUCCAGUUUCAGAGGUUAGACUCGGUUCCUCUCGUUUCUCACAGAGACUCUGUGAGGAGAUGAAUAAUGUAUUUUUUAAAGAGAAGGAAUUUCUGAAGAAUUUCUGUCAUAUAUCAUCUUAUAUCUAUCUGGGUCAACAAAGAAUUUUUCCCACUGCUGCCUUUCUUCAGGAUUUCUGGACCGAGCAGCCAAACUUUCACGUUAAAAGCUCCAGCACCGCACAAGCUUUGACAGACUGUACGUAUAUAUGAGGUUCUGUGAGAUGUUCAGAAAAUAGUGCUCCGAGUAGACUGUUUAGGACCAUUUUCAAAAAAAAAAAAAGAAAUGUAAUACUAACCCCCAUUUCUUUCUUUUAUAAUAGUAUUGAUCUGUUUCACGCUUUUACUUAAAAAAAGAUGAAAAAAAAACGAGCCUUGUUUGCAUUUUCUGCAAGAAAUUCUGAAAUAACAACAAGAAAUGUAUUUUAUUUGCCAUUGAAUUUAUUGACCAUUGUCACCGAGAAAAAGGAAUACUUCUUCAGACCAUGCCCAAGUGUCCUCCACACUUAUUGGCACCCCUUGUAAAGAUGUGUAAAAAUGCAUUUGUAUUUUAUUCUGCAAGCAUUAUUUUGGAAAUAAUUUCUAAAAUAAAAAUACCCUCUCUAAUUAGAUUGAAAACUAUUAAAACAUUUUUUAACAAAAAAUACUAGUGCCACACAAAGUGGUAACUCUUGUAUUUCCUCAAAAUAAACAUAAAUUAGUUGUUUUAGAAUUUGUACUUUACUCUACAAAGUUGCUAAGAGUGUUUAAGAACUUUUCAUUUUCGAACAAUGACUUUCCUGACUGAAAGUCAUUGUUCGAAAAUUUAUGAAGUCUUUGUUAUACCUUGUUUGAAAAAAAUUUCCCACAUGUGAAAUUUGCCCAAAUCAACACAAAAAUAGUUCCCCUGACAAAAAAAAAACAAACAAACAAAAAAAGUCAAUCUCUUUUCAUUUUUAUUUAGUGAAAUUUCUGAGUAGACAGCUGACGAUUGAUGAAUCUAAGUCGGGUCCGGAUCCAGACAUUCAGAUGUGAGUAGUUUUAGGUGUGAUCAUCAUGACUCUCUUCUCAAGCUGCCCUGCUACCGCUGCACACAAAUUCAUCCCUGAACAAUUUUUAUGUUCCUUUUCUGUCAUCGAGAAGUGUGCACUCUCUUGUUGCUUUGUGGAAGAUUGGGUAAAGUAAAGGGCUCUGACCUAUAUAUUUAAGGAAUUUGAUCUACCUUUUUAUCAUUACUAGGUCAAAUUUUUAACAUUGCGGCUGGUCAGCUCUAAUUCUAGACCAAACAGAUUUGUGAAAAUACAUUUUUAAUUUUAGUAACGUUUAUGCUGUUUGUGAAAAAAAGCACAAAACAAUUUGAAUGUUCCAUUAUUUUUUUCUAUGCAGAACUCACUGUACAUUAUCCCCGCUGAAUAAAUGUUUUUAAAUUAAAGGUUGUAUUAUCUAAAUUAAAUAGUGUAACGUCAUGCUGCUUCAGUAAAAUAUGAAUUAAUUUGAAUAUUUUUUACACAUCUUUACCAGGCUUUUGUUUGAAAGGUGCUGUAUGUAAACUCAAAGGCCUUGUUGGAGAACUUUGGUAUAUUUUAUGCAGAUCAGGAGUUGCAUAUACUUUUUUUUAACGUAUUCUCUUAAUGCUAUCUAGCAAAAUCAAUACUAUAUUUGACAUUGCACAUCAAAUGAAAAAAAAAAGCCACCAUUUCUAGCUUUUGUAGAUUUAUAUCUGUUUGUUAAAAUGUCUUUAAAGCAUUUCUUUUUCUGUAUGAGAAGAGUGACACUGUACCAUAGGAACUCUGUGUAUACCCUGCCCUAUGGAGCAGACUACGAGUUAUAUAAAUAUAUAUAUUUUUUGCAAGUGGCACCACUGUUAAGAAAUAACAAUUUUGUAAUGCAAGCACCUGCUUAUGUCAAUCACAACAUUGCAGCAUUUUUUGUUAUAACAGUAAACAUGAUUUAUUCCCGUUUCUUUUGAAUGACUGUGUAAUUUAUGGUUUAUAGGCAACAUAGUCAGUCAUAAAUGGCUUGUCUGUAAUCAUUAGCAGGUAUUCUCUGUAGCACAUUUAGACCUGAUAACACCUGGACAUGAUGAUUAAAGCUGAUAAUUUAUGCCAAUGGCCAUCUUUCUAGAUUUUCAAUCUGCAGUUUUACAAAUGAUUUUAUAUGAAGCCAACUGUUCUUUGCUCUAUUGUUCAAAUAUUUGCCUGAUUUGGACUGGAGACUAUAAAUGUGGUAAACGCUGAGCUAUUUAAAGUCUUUCAAACAUUAUUAACUACAGACAAAUUAAAUAUUGUAAAGCUGUGGUCAGUAUCUUGACUGUUCAUUUUGUUUACCUCCUGACUGUAAUCUGUAUCAGUCAUCAAAAAUAAAUAACAAAAAACG
Molecule: messenger RNA, 9153 nt
Organism: Poecilia latipinna (sailfin molly)
Lineage: Eukaryota; Metazoa; Chordata; Actinopteri; Cyprinodontiformes; Poeciliidae
Product: latent-transforming growth factor beta-binding protein 2
Molecular function (GO): calcium ion binding
Source: RefSeq, a predicted model, not a curated record